GAACAAAACGUAGGACAAAUGCUGCAGAGAAAGAGCUAGAGAACAUUGACAUAUCUGAAAGACACGGCGAGAGAGAGAGAGAGAGAGAGAGAGAGAGAGAGAGAGAGAGAGAGAGAGAGAGAGAGAGAGAGAGAGAGAGAGAGAGAGAGAGAGAGAGAGAGAGAGAGAGAGGGAUGUCAGCACAGGGGUGUGCCCUCUAAUAUUUUAAAUAGAGAUCUUCAAGGAAGUGUGUGUGUGUUUGAAACGGAGCGGAGAGCGAGGGACAAGUGAGUGCACGGCAUCGUGGGGACUGUGGUUUUUUUUAGCUUCUAGAUGUGGAACUUCAACAAGUGAUCACCUGCCUCAGGAGUCAAGGGUCCAGGCAGAGUAAACAUGGCGGGCUUCAGCUACAAGGACGUGGCCUUGAGGAGCCAGAAGAAGCUCCUGAGCAACGUGGCAUCCAAGUCUGUGGUGCAGCUCUUCAUCGACGACACAAGCAGCGAGAUCCUGGACCAGUUCUACCACGUCUCCAAGAUACACUCUGGAAACAAGGAGGAGGCCAAGAAGGUGGUCAAAGACCUGGUGAAGGUGGUGGUGAAGGUGGGGGUCCUGUUCCGUCAUCAGGCGUUCAGCCCGGAGGAGAUGGCUCUGGCUCUGGAGUUCAAGAAGAAGAUCCACCAAGGAGCCAUGACGGCUAUCAGCUUCCACGAGGUGGAGUUCACAUUCGACAUGGCCGUGAUGGAGGAGCUUCUGAACGGCUGUCAAGACCUCCUGCUGAGGCUGGUGGAGAAACACCUGACGGCCAAAUCCCACGGGCGCAUCCGCCACGUGUUCAGCCACUACGCGGACCCAGGCCUGCUCACGCACCUGUUCGACCCGCAGGGGGCGCUGUGGCCCUGCCUCGCCCGGAUCUGCACCGGACUCAACCUGCUGAUGGAGGAGGGGAAGCUAUGA
Messenger RNA from Osmerus eperlanus (European smelt), 933 nucleotides. RefSeq names its product tumor necrosis factor alpha-induced protein 8-like protein 2. Lineage: Eukaryota; Metazoa; Chordata; Actinopteri; Osmeriformes; Osmeridae. The transcript is spliced from 4 exons. The coding region runs from base 373 to 933 and encodes 186 amino acids. Gene Ontology annotation, biological process: regulation of apoptotic process. Gene Ontology annotation, cellular component: cytoplasm. The record is from RefSeq and is a predicted model, not a curated record.